Molecule: messenger RNA, 4335 nt
Organism: Daphnia pulicaria
Lineage: Eukaryota; Metazoa; Arthropoda; Branchiopoda; Diplostraca; Daphniidae
Product: aminopeptidase N-like
Exons: 20
Coding region: 677-3649 (990 amino acids)
Biological process (GO): proteolysis; peptide catabolic process
Cellular component (GO): cytoplasm
Molecular function (GO): zinc ion binding; peptide binding; metalloaminopeptidase activity
Source: RefSeq, a predicted model, not a curated record
GAUUGUGCAAUAAUAUACAGAUGGAAUCAUUUUUCAAGGUUAGGUAAUUCAAACCUGCGCAAAACCUCUUUCUUGACAUACCAUCUAACGGUGGGAAUAUCAAAUUUGCCAUCAAUGAUGAACCGAACUCUUUUGCGGUCGACCGGUCUUAAAAAAAUACAUAGCCUUUAUCCAUAACGUAUCAGAUUUUUUUUCCUCUUUUUUCUUCUUUUUGUUAAGUUUGAAAGGAAGUUGUAAAUGAGAAAACGGAGGCUCGCAACUUUGGGAUAAGCAAUCAACAGGGAAUGUCUGGGGAACAUCAGAACAGGCUGCUGCUGCUGGCACUCCCACUCGUCAAGAAGAGGCUUUUCUUGGUAAAAUUCGAUUGAUAAGGAUUUGAAAGCUCGUCACUUGGUGAAUCUAUAACGAUUCUUUCACUGACGCCGAAAAUCAAUUUUCAACAAGAUGAAAAAGAAAAAAAAAAAUUCUCGUGAUGCUCCGUCAAGAAGCGGGAGAAAAAAAAAAUUAAAAAAUAGUUCAAAGUAAAGUUUUCAGAAGAGGAAGCUAUAGUCAAAGAGAAAUGAUAAGAGAGAGAACUUGAGCGCUCGUGAUCACUCUGCCUUCAGCUGCCUCUGCUCGAGCGCGGGUCUAGUUAUAGAUCCUUGGCAGUCUUGUGGGAAAGCAAGCGUGAGACAGAAUGUUGGAAUCAACGGGAGAAUUGGAUCAUACUGCGGUCAUGGAAAGUGCCAAUGUUGUUUUACCCGGUACUAGUGGACGAAAAGGCUUAUUCAUUAGGAGACGUGUGAUCGUGCUUCACCUGCUGAUUGUAUCCGCUGCUCUCAUUGCUGUGGCACUCGCUGUGCACUAUUUCGGGGUCAAGUGUCACCAUUACGACAACGAAACUUCGGUGGUGCUGGAGCCAUCUACAGAAAAUCCUCCUUCUCUAAAAGCCAAUCCCGUGGUGGUGGUGGAUGUCCGUCUUCCGAAAAAUCUGCGGCCGCUACACUACGACAUCCGCCUGCUACCUUGGAUGGACGAGAGUAAUUUUACUAUCAACGGGUUCAUUCACAUUUUGAUCGAGUGCGUUGAAAACACCAACAAGAUCGUCCUACACAGCACUGACAUUGAGAUAGACCGCGUGUCUGUCAAAAUCGUCAAUAACGCUGAAAUCAUAGAGAUCGAUGAGUUCGAGGAAAAUAUUGAGCGGCAGUUUUUCAUCAUUCAUUUAAAAUCGAUUCAUUUACUUGAAGAAGGAAAUCGCUACAAUAUUUCGAUGAAUUUCACGAGCAUAUUGAACGAACACCAACACGGAUUCUAUCGCGCUUCCUAUACAGAAUACGGCCAGAAAAAGUACAUUGCCAUGACUCAAAUGGAGCCGGUAGAUGCACGCAGAGUUUUUCCUUGUUUUGACGAACCAAGUUUCAAGGCGGAAUUCAGCAUCACUUUAGGCCGAAAACGGGACAUGAUUUCCUUGUCAAACAUGCCAAAAAUAAAAACGACUCCCAUUGAAGGAGUAUCAGAUUAUGAAUGGGAUUAUUUUGAGAGAUCUGUACCCAUGUCAAGUUACUUGGUUGCAAUGAUUAUCGCUGAUUACUCUUAUGUUGAAUCCAACGCAAGUCACAACAAUAUUACUUUCCGUGUUUGGGCUAGACAUUCUGCCAUAAAUCAAACAAAGUAUGGUCUGGAGAUGGGCCCCAAAAUGUUGCAGUUUUUUCAAGAAUACUUUGGCAUCGACUACCCACUGCCUAAACAAGAUAUGAUUGCUCUGCCAAGUUUCCAUGGAGCGAUGGAAAACUGGGGGUUAAUCACAUAUGGAGAACAGCAAUUGCUGUACGAUCCCGACAUGUCGUCAGAUUCACAUCGUGAAAUUAUAGCCCAAGUGAUUGCUCACGAGCAAGCGCACCAAUGGUUCGGCAACUUAGUAACCAUGCAGUGGUGGAACGAUUUAUGGUUGAAUGAGGGAUUUGCAUCUUACAUGUCUUACAUCGGAGCUAAUCACUUCGAACCAAACUAUCGGCUGUGUCAACAGUUCGUCAUUAAUGAGAUUCAGUCUGUCAUGGGCGUUGAUGGAUUAAUCACAUCACACCCAAUCAAUCAGCCCGUUCAUCAUCCGGACGAAAUAAAUAAAAUUUUUGACAGGAUUUCGUAUAAUAAAGGCGCAUCAAUAGUGCGAAUGUUGGCCGAGUUUUUGGGCCAUGGAACUUUCCAGCGUGGUCUCUCAUAUUAUUUGAAAUCUCGAAUGUAUGGUAAUGCUGUGCAAGACGAUUUAUGGGCGGCGCUAACCUAUCAAGCUGAAUUAGAUUCGGUUCAAUUGCCAACAGAUAUAAAAACAAUCAUGGAUUCUUGGACCCUCAAAAUGGGUUAUCCCGUUGUCAACGUAAUAAGGAAUUACACGUCUUCGGUUAUUACAGCUCAACAGGAACGCUUUCUAAUGAAUUCACGACAAGAGUUAAACUCAACAUACCGGUGGUGGAUCCCUUUGUCUUACUCAUCAAAAGCCCACCCUGAUAUUGUCCAAUGUGGAUGGAUUCCGGAACACUCGGAUCAAGUAAACAUUUCACUUGAGGCAACCAAAAUUCAGUGGGUCAUCUUCAAUAUCGAUCAAGUUGGUUAUUAUCGUGUUAAUUAUGACCAACACAAUUGGCAUCUGAUUAUUCAGCAACUGACGGAAGAUCCGCGUGAGAUUUCUGUGAUUAACCGGGCCCAGUUGAUUGACGAUGCCUUUAAUCUGGCUAGAACAGGUCUUCUAGAUUAUUCCAUUACUUUAAAUUUAACACACUACCUGCAGAGAGAGGUUGAGUACAUUCCGUGGAGGUCAGCCGCUUCCGGAAUCAAAUUUCUCGACUCAAUGUUGUGCCGCACGAAAAUCUACGGAAUCUUUCAAGAUUAUGUCAUCCGAAUGGUCGAUGGAUUCUUCCAUCACGUUGGUGAGUCGCAUGAUGACCAGAGAACUCUUCGUGACAAUCCGAUUCGUGCCAACACGCAAACCAUCGCUUGGCGAUUAGCUUGCCAUUUCCAGCAUUGUGGCUGCAUACAGAGAGCAACGAAGCUCUACUCCAAUUGGAUGGAUCACCCCGACCAGCAUAUCAUCCCAACUCAUUUGAAAUCUAUCGUGAGCUGUACGGCUGUGGAACAUGGUGGUAAAAAGGAAUGGGAGUUUGCGUAUUCCAAAUUCAACACUUCAAACUCCGCUACCGAAAAAGACGACAUGCUAGAGGCAAUGAGUUGCACUAAUCAAGCUUGGAUUUUGAAAAGAAUGAUUGACUGGGUCAUACAAGGGCCAUUAACCAAAAUGGACUCUAUCCAUAUGUUAAUCUAUUUGGUUCGUAAUCCACUUGGCCGUUAUCUUGCAUUUGAUUUUUUCAAAAUUCAUUGGGAUAAAAUUCUCAAUUUAAGCCUUCGUUCAGGAAUGCCCACUUUUGAAGCUUUAUUCGGCAUCGCAAUCGAAUCGUUUAACACUCAGGCUGAGCUCGAUCAAAUGAAAGAUUUUCUUGAUGGGAAGUUACAAGGACACACUGGACCCAUUUUACGCACUUUUGACCAACUGAUAGAACGAACUGAAGCAAACAUUUUUUGGAUGGAUCGUUACAAAGAAAAUAUUGUUCUGUGGUUAUCUCAAACGGCUGAAGACCUUUCUAAUUUCAUUCCCAAGUCAAGUCGACUGCCGUAGUGUUUUUGGAAAUUAUUUGAUCCUCAUUAGUAAAAAAAAGAACUGCUAAAUAUUUAGUUGAUAAAAUUAUCCAUACCAUUAUAUUUUUUAUAUUAUCUUUCUUAUUAGUAAAAAUAAACCGAAAACACAGAAAAGGUGUAUAAAUAAUUUGAAAUAAUUAGUUUUUUCUCCGACUUAAUCUCUAGAUGGCACUGUCAGUCUGAGACUGUUCAGACUUGAGAGACUGUUGUUGCUUUUAUUCUUUGGCGGUUGUUUUUCUCCGAAAGCACUUGUAUUGCGAACCCACCAACAUGCAGAUCGAGACAAGGAGAACAGUUUCGUUAUAUAACCUGAAACGAAGGGUUCUUGAAAAGUUGUCAACAAGGAGAAAGCUGAAAAUAGGAAGUAGCACCAUUAUGUUUCUUAUUUUGAGUUAUUACGCCUACCUGAAAAAAUAUGGGAAGAUGGCUAAACUUAAAUCAUUGAUGGAAAAUAAGCGGGCUAUUAUGAAAGAACACAUUGCAGGAGCUCACCAGACCAUGUUAGAAAAAAUCAGAGUGAAGAGGAGACAAAAAACAUUGGAUGAAAUGUUAAAGAGAAGAUAAGAUAUCAGCUACCAAAAAGUGGCACCUAAGUUUUUAUUAUUUCUUUGCAAAUUUUCCUAAUUCUUAACUUCUUUAAUAAAAGGCAUCAAAAAUUCUUUCAAA